CCAGACAGCGAGAGCGGCCGCGAGCGCCGGAGCGACCCCGGGGCGAUGCCCGCCGCGGCGCCUCCCCCGCUGCACCCCCCCGCGGGCUCCUGCUGCCCCUACGCCCCCCACCCGGGACACCGAGGCUUGUUUGACCACACUUUAAACAGCAUAAGCUCAAGGAUAACACAAAGGAGACUACAAGGGACUUGUCCACCCAUCGGUCGUGGAAAUUUUGGAAAACCUUUCUUCGGUGCAAACAGUUAUAGUUCCCCAUUUUUAAACCCCCGGAAUGGUUUUCACACUAUCCAUUCAGAGAAUAGCCCUGUAAAGCCGAGGAUUGUUACAGUGGUGAAACCAAGUGGACACACACUCAGGAAGAUCACAUUGCUUCUGAACAGGCGAUCUGUCCAGACUUUUGAACAGCUGAUGGCUGAUAUAUCAGAAGCUCUGGGAUUUCCACGUUGGAAAAACGAUCGUGUGAGAAAACUUUACAACCUGAAAGGCAGAGAAAUAAGAAGUGUUUCUGAUUUCUUCAGAGAUGGUGAUGCAUUCAUUGCUACGGGAAGGGAGCAGCUGACUUUGAAGAACCUUGAAGUGGUAAUGCAAGAACUUUAUCCCAGUAGCCCAUAUGCUCUUGGUAUAAUUCAACAAAACUUGGAACAGUCCCAAAAACUUAAGAGCAGGCUGUGUGACAAAGCUGUGGAUAGUGGCUUUGAGACAGAGAUUGCCAAGAACGGCAAUGAUGCCAUAUCUUCCCAACUAGUAGCCAGGCAUGAAGGAAAAAUUCAACCUAAGACCAGGCAAGAAGAAAAGGUGAGGGCCAAAAAAAAAUGGAGCAGAGAGAGUUGGGGCAGAGAGCAAGAUGUGAAGCCAUCUAGAAAAGCCAGAGGAGAAAGGUACUUUAAUCAAGAGAAAAGUCUUGAGAAUGAAACAGAAAAGAGUUCAGAUGAGAUAAUAAGAUGUGAGAAGUGUCAAAAAGAGAGACAGCUCAGGCAAAAACUGCAAAGGGAAAGGCAGGCUGAUGUCUCAUUUGAGAGCAGAGACCUGAAUGUGGGAAUGAGUCAUAGAUAUAAUUUAGAAAGGAAUGUAAAAAUGAGGAAUUGUAGGAAGUCUUCAGAAAACUCCUUAGAAGGUGAGGAAGUUGAAUGGAAGGAUACUGGCUGUAGAAGGAGCUGGAAACCCUUACAAAGGAAUGUUAAUGAAGAGCUAGAAAACCAAAAAAGGAGUUUUGAGAAGGAAAGGGAUCCAGAAAGGCAUGAGAAUCAUGACAAAGAGUUAGUAAAGAUAAAGAAAAAUACUAUGGAAGCUCUGCAGGUGGUUCCUGAAGCAAAGAAAGAGAAUAGAAGCAGUUCCAGAAUUAAUCAAAGUUGUUGGUUAAUGAAGGACUGUCAAGGAGAUGCAGGGAAGCCUAUAAAAGGAAAGGGAGAGGGCAAAGAGGUGCGGAAGGCAAAAGAGGAAGGUGCUGGAGGGGAAGAGAAUGUAGUGCAUAGAGAGAAUGAAUUGACAAGGAUGAAAAAGAUGGGAGAACAUAAAGCUAACAAAGAUGAAAAAAAGCCACAAGAAUUUGAAAGCAUGAGUCUGAGGCGAAAUGUCCAUACUAGAGCUGAUGUGGAGAGCUAUUAUGAGAUAGGCAGAACCAUUGGGGAUGGGAACUUUGCUAUUGUGAAAGAGUGCCGGUGCUGCAACACCAAUGAGAACUAUGCCAUGAAAAUUGUUGAUAAGUCCAAGCUGAAGGGGAAGGAGGACAUGAUGGAAAAUGAAAUUUUGAUCAUUAAGAGCCUUUCUCAUCCCAACAUAGUGAGCUUGAUUGAGGUGUAUGAAACUGAGACUGAGAUCUACCUAAUCCUGGAGUAUGUCCCAGGAGGGGACCUAUUUGAUGCAAUCAUAGAGAGCAUAAAGUUCACUGAGCAUGAUGCUGCUCUCAUGAUAACUGAUCUGUGUGAGGCUCUGGUUUAUAUUCAUGGCAAGAACAUUGUCCACAGAGAUCUGAAACCAGAAAAUCUUCUGGUUCAGCAUAAUGCAGAUAAAUCUACUACGUUGAAACUAGCAGAUUUUGGCCUUGCAAAGAAGGUUACAAAACCCAUAUUUACUGUGUGUGGAACACCAACAUAUGUUGCCCCUGAAAUACUUGCAGAGAAGGGCUAUGGACUGGAAGUAGAUAUGUGGGCUACUGGUGUGAUACUCUAUAUUCUGCUGUGUGGCUUCCCUCCUUUCCGAAGUCAGGAGCGAGAUCAGGAAGAACUGUUUCAAAUCAUACAGCUGGGUCAUUAUGAAUUCCUUUCACCGUACUGGGACAGUAUUUCGGGUGCAGCGAAAGAUCUGAUAACCAGGCUAUUGGUGAUAGAUCCUCAAAAGCGCUACAUGGCUCAACAAGUUCUUCAGCAUCCCUGGAUCAGAACAGCUGGAAAAACCAACAGCAGAAACCUGCAGAGGGAAGUGACAAUAAAUAUCGAGCGCCACUUUCGGAGCCAGCGCAGGAAGGGAGUUGUAGAUGAUGAUACAUGACACCCUUUCUUGUUAAUUUAGUCGUCUUUGUUUUUUCCUUUCCUAAAUGAAUUGUUGUUAUUAUUGCUUGUUGUUAUUGUUACUUGACCUUUUUUAGAUUUUGAGAAUCUGGGGAAAUACUGGAUUUCCAGGGCCUGGUCCGGCUCCCACUGAAGUGACUGAGUCUUUCACUGACUUCAGUGGGCACUGGAUAGGUCUACAGGUAUCCUUUUUUUUUAAAACACGGAACUGGGCCUUUAUGUUACAAAAUGUUUCUCUUUUAUAGAUUAAAAAUAUUUGCUUUUGCAGUUAACAUCAGUAAUAAUUACAGAGUGUUUUCUGUACUUAUUUUGUAUGGAAGCUGCCAAAAGUUUUGUGUUUAUGGCACCUUUUUAUGGUAAUACGUAUAUGUAUGUGCACACCCUGCACUUAACUCUAGACUGAGCCUUUAUACCAGUUACUGCUAGUGACAGAAAUGAUAAGUAAACAAAAUAUAAAGGAAUAUAUCCUUUAGGUAUAGGUUACAUUAAAUAUGAUGCAAGCUACUUGUAUUCAGUAUAAAUAGUGGUGAGUUGAUUCAGGUAGAGAAAAAUUUGAACCCCUCUUCUUACAGCAGUGGGGUACUAUAUUAUAAGGUCAACUCAAACCUCUGUGGUUUGUCUUAUCAUAUAAACACCUAAGUAUGUAUGAGGGAAUAAAAAUCCUUGUAGUCUUACUCACAAAAUUAGUUACCCAAUUAGCUAUAUUAUUGUAUUAGGUAUUAGGAAACAUCCUUCCUUGGUCAUUCUCAGAGACAAAGCAGUAGAGUGGACCAUUGGUCUCUUAUGGUAUGCAAUUCCUAUGUUUCUACAUUGGUUCUUGAGAGAGAGGAAGGAUGUCAUGGCUGGUAAUUUUUCAUGGCAGCUUUGCAAGACUGUUGUAACAUUUUGCUAUAUGCUGCUGAGGAGUCUCUCUUUCCCUUCUCUGGGAACAAAAAGUCCGGGAAGAUGAGCAAUUUCUGUGGGAAUUCUGGCUCUCUUUUAUGAGGUGGAGUGUGGAGAACAGUUACUCAGUGUUUUUUCAAGAUCAGAUUUCUCCUCUCAGAUUCAUGCUGGUGGAUCCAGGAUUCUCAUGUGCUUCAGGAGGGGGAAAAGUUGUGGGACUCUUUUAAACUCUCCUUAGCCCCUUCCCUGAUCGUUUUCCUCCUCUCAGCGUGGUGGCUGCUUAAUCAUCUUCUGGUGUCUGUUGCUGCCUUCCUUCCUCUUGCCACCUUCCCCUGGCUUGUGCCCCCCUUCCCUGGUGUUUUACUUGGUUAGUCUAUAAGUAUGAAUAAUGGGAUGAAAUUAAAUAAAAACUAAACUCAGGAAAAUAGUUGCUAUUAUUCUAUGGGAAAGUCUCCCAAGGUGAGUGGAAAAAUCUUCAUUUCGUGAGUUAUUUAAAACUGAACUGGAUAAAGUGAAAAAAAAAAAUUCUGUCAGGAAAAAUUUAGUCCAGGGAAUGAGUCUGACCUAAUAUAUGUUUUGUAUCCCUGGGUUAUUUGUUAUCCAACCAAAAUCAACAAGCACAUUUGUUGUCUGUUUCUGGUAAAAUUGUCCAACAGCUCACAGUUAACAAUAUCGACAUUUAAAAUGUUUAUUAAUAUUAGCUUUGAGUUAAUAGCUCAUUGAUAUGAAGGAGGCAAACUCAGAGCUAUUGUUUCAGUAUUUUUGUCUGUAGAUACAGUAAAACAAUGUUGUAUUGUUUCAUAAUUAGAAGGAUAUUUUAGUAACCAUAAGGACUAGAAUAUUUUUUUAAGCUGAAAGUUUAAAUUGAUGGGACUGCUCAGAAAAUGAAAGGUGUUGCAUCACGUGUCCAUUCUAACAAAGCGUUCUGCAGCAAGACUAAAAUGUCAGAGUUGAAAUCUGGUAAGUGGCCAGAGAGAAGAAUUGCACCUUAGAUACUUAUGAUCAAGUUGAACUGGCUUAUGUUUAAUACUUACUGAAUUAAAGGUUGCUGUGGAAUUCAACUACUAACCAGAACUCUCAGACCUUUAAACUAUGCCAGUAAUUAUAUUUAAUUGAUAUACUGUACAUUUGUGUCUAGGCUCUGAUUAAGGAAAGCAUCUCUUUUUGGGAAAGAAGUAAAGCAUGGGCUCAAGUGCUUUCCUGAACACGGAUGGGUUUAAGCAUGUGUAAGUGCCUUCCUGAGUCAGGCCCAUAAAGAGCCCCAGUAUUCCGGAGGCCUUGUGUGAUAAUUAUGUGUAAGUAAUAAUUUUCCUUCUGUAAACUUAUUAAUUCUUUGACAGGAAGCUAUUGGAAAACACAACUUCUAACUUGCAAUAUCAAAUAUUGCAAUUAUCUUAAUUUACUUGAUAUUUUAAUAUAAGAAUAAGCUUGAAGUAACAUUUUUAGGUGCAGUGAAUCUGCCAGUCUGGAUUUCAGACUACUGGGUUGUCUGAUCACCUUUAAGAAAUUGUGUGUAACAGCUUUAUGGUACUGAAGAGGCAGGACGCACUAGUGAUUAAUAUAAAAGAGAUUCUUAUUUCUGCUGCUACAAGGACAGGUUCUUUUCAUUUUCUCUGGCUCUGUAGAUACCAGACUGACGAAACACAGCCUAUACUGCCUAAUGUCAUUGCAAGGUCUCCUUCAGUCCUGGCUCUGGACUAUGCAGUUAUCGAAGGGAAUGCUAAUACACUACGAAGGAAGGAAGCAAGCACUAUGAAGAGUUUUACCAUUGCACAGGACGAAAGGAGACGCUCGGCCAUGGAUUCCAAUUAUAUGCCUCAAUUGAGAUGUUUAGGAAGCAUCGUGGUGCUCCUCGGGGCUUUCACCUUGUCCUUUCCCUUUCCUCUUAGCUAUUCUCUUCUUUUCUUUUCUUCCCCUGCUUCCAGGGCCCAGUCUCUGCAGCUCUACACUUGCCAGUUCUGUGGAUUCAGAGGCCUAGAGCGGUCUAAUCCAAGAGUUUGAAGCAAUGACUCUGCAGGGAGCCAGAAAGUUUCGCUUGCCCAGUACCACCAAGGAUCCCCUGCUCAUGCUGACAUUUAACAAGUGGAGGAGGAUUAAGCUAGCAAAGGCAGGCAAUCUGUGAAAGCCCCUCAGUCUUGAGGGCUCGCAACCCUCCCCCCAUCUAAUACUGUCUCUUCUCAAGCACUCCCCUUCCUAUUCCAAGACCUUCCAAUCCAGAACCAGUCUUUAUGGUGCAUAGAUUCCAAAUGUUCUUCUAUUUGGACAUGUUCAUUGGAGGGAGCUUUUCCCCACUUGCAUGUCUUUUUUUUUUUUUUCGACCUUUCCCCCCCCACCAUUCAGCAAUUUCCUCCAAUCACCCCUUCUCCCUCCUUUGGUUCCCUGAGAUUGAGUCACCUUUCCCUUAAAUUGUGAGCCAGUUUCUUUGCCUCAGCAAAGCAAAGCAAAAAAACCUAAACCAACCAAACAAAAAACAAUCAAACCCCAAACCACACAGGAAAAUAGCCAAAAGCCAUAGAAGACUAAAACCUGCAUUGAGAUCUCAUUCUCACUUUUCCUCUUCAUCCUCCUGAGAGAGUGAAAUUUCUUUUUCCUUCUUGUCUUCCUCUGCUCAUACUCCCAGACUAUUCUAUUAGAAUAAAUAUUAAAACUAAUUACCAGUGUCCUUAUGAUUCUGAAUACUGAAUAG
Molecule: messenger RNA, 6075 nt
Organism: Dermochelys coriacea (leatherback sea turtle)
Lineage: Eukaryota; Metazoa; Chordata; Testudines; Dermochelyidae
Gene: DCLK3
Product: doublecortin like kinase 3
Exons: 5
Coding region: 46-2487 (813 amino acids)
Biological process (GO): protein phosphorylation; intracellular signal transduction
Molecular function (GO): protein kinase activity; ATP binding
Source: RefSeq, a predicted model, not a curated record